AUGUGCCCCCUGUAUCUACCAACGGCCGGGCAAGUGCGCCACGACAGCCGACGAAACUCCCCGUCCGCCGCCUCCUCCUCAUGCCAUUUCUCCGCUGUUAACCUCUAUAUAGGUCAUCUGUUACCAUCCACGGCCGACCGCAGCAUCCAAUUCCUCAUCUUUCUACAACCCCACAUCCGCUUGGUCAGCUUCCCCCCCUCCCACGCACCCUGUUGCAUUUCCCGUCCCCGAGAACCAAGAAUAAUGUACUCCCGCGCUCUACUGUCACUCCCUGUCGCCGGCAUGGCCGCCGCUUACACCGCCUCUUCGUCCUCGUCAAGUCGGCCACAAGCUCUACAGGCCCCUACGCCGCAACCACAGGCACCUCGCAAGCGCUACAAUCGCUUUGCCAAGGACAACGUGGAUGACGUGCUCGACCUCAAGCGUCACCAGCGUCCCCCUGUCGGGCAUGCUGCGCUCAACUCGGGGUUUGCCGUCGAACUCAGCUCAUGGUGA
This is a messenger RNA of Chondrus crispus (carragheen), 495 nucleotides long. RefSeq lists its product as hypothetical. The transcript has a single exon. NCBI's taxonomy places the organism in Eukaryota, Rhodophyta, Florideophyceae, Gigartinales, Gigartinaceae. The coding region runs from base 1 to 495 and encodes 164 amino acids. The record is from RefSeq and is a predicted model, not a curated record.